This is a messenger RNA of Haemonchus placei, 1518 nucleotides long. Lineage: Eukaryota; Metazoa; Nematoda; Chromadorea; Rhabditida; Trichostrongylidae. The record is from the annotation of a GenBank genome assembly.
AUGUCGCUAGCCAGGACAACCUUGUCACCAUUCACGAAACGAGCGAUCUUUUCUAUUUUCACACGAUCUCUCAGCGGUACUCAAGAAGCUGACAUAGUGGUCAUAGGUGCUGGUCCUGGUGGCUAUGUUGCUGCAAUAAAAGCUGCGCAGCUCGGGAUGAAGACUAUUUGUGUAGAGAAAGAUCCCACUCUUGGAGGAACCUGCCUGAACGUCGGAUGUAUCCCAUCGAAAUCACUACUUAACAAUUCUCAUUAUUAUCACAUGGCUCAACACGAUUUUGCUAAUAGAGGAAUAAAAGUCUCUCCUGCAUUGGAUCUCGCUAAAAUGAUGGAAGCUAAAUCAAACAGCGUUAAAGCCCUCACUGGAGGUAUUGUGCAGCUUUUCAAGGCCAACAAAGUUGGACAUAUUCAAGGAGUUGGGACUAUAACUGGACCAAAUCAGGUUCAAGUGAAAAAGAACGAUGGUUCUGUCGAUACUGUGAAUACACGUAACAUCCUUAUUGCUACAGGAUCAGAAGUAACACCAUUUCCUGGAAUACCCAUCGAUGAAGAGAAGGUAAUUAUUUCUUCGACUGGAGCGCUUUCACUGAAAGCUGUACCCAAGAAAAUGGUGGUUAUUGGUGCCGGAGUUAUUGGACUGGAGCUGGGCUCCGUAUGGCAGCGACUCGGUGCUCAAGUCACUGCUGUUGAGUUUCUCGAACACAUUGGUGGAUUCGGAAUUGACAUGGAAAUAUCAAAAACGUUCCAGCGCACGCUGACGAAGCAAGGAAUGAAAUUCCUUCUCAGUACAAAGGUAAUGAGCGCUCAAAAGAAUGGAGAUAAUAUCAGCGUCCAAGUAGAAGGUGCGAAAGACGGCAAGAAGCAAACUCUGGAUUGUGAUGUACUUAUGGUCUGUAUUGGUCGACGUCCUUACACAAAGGAUCUGGGAGCGGAAAAUGUUGGUAUCCAGCUUGAUGAGAAGGGACGAGUGCCAGUAAAUGAGCGUUUCCAGACAAAGGUUCCUUCAAUAUACGCAAUUGGAGAUUGUAUCGCUGGACCUAUGCUUGCCCACAAAGCUGAAGAUGAAGGCAUUCUUUGUGUGGAGGGAAUUUGUGGUGGACCAGUGCAUAUCGAUUACAAUUGCAUUCCGUCAGUUAUCUACACUCAUCCGGAAGUUGCUUGGGUAGGAAAACCCGAGGAGCAGCUGAAACAAGAGAAUGUGCAAUACAAAGUAGGCAAGUUCCCAUUUGUUGCAAACUCGCGUGCCAAGACGAACUUCGACACCGAAGGAUUUGUGAAAAUUCUUGCUGAUAAACAGACCGACAGAAUGUUGGGAGUACAUAUCAUUGGACCGAACGCUGGAGAAAUGAUUGCCGAAGGUGUCUUGGCACUCGAGUAUGGUGCUUCUGCAGAAGAUGUUGCUCGAGUAUGUCACCCUCAUCCGGUAGGUCGACCUUUUUUUCCUUGUGCUCUUAUUGUGACGACUACUCCUUAUUUUUGUUUCCUCUUCCGAAAAUGCAGCUGCACAUCUGGUUGUUAA